Molecule: messenger RNA, 2350 nt
Organism: Bombyx mori (domestic silkworm)
Lineage: Eukaryota; Metazoa; Arthropoda; Insecta; Lepidoptera; Bombycidae
Product: phospholipase A2
Exons: 4
Coding region: 1453-2019 (188 amino acids)
Biological process (GO): phospholipid metabolic process; arachidonate secretion
Source: RefSeq, a predicted model, not a curated record
CCUUGGCGGGAUUCGAACCCGCGACCCCCUUGUGUAGUGACCAUGUCACUUACCACUACACCAGACGGACGCAUUAGAAUGCUUUACGAUUAUAUUUUUUUUACUAAAAACGGAAUGAGUGUACUUACAUAAUCGGGACCGGGUUACUAUGAAAUUUGUGUUGUCUCCGUACUCCAACGACGAACUAGCCAAUUAUUCUUUAAUACAUUGGCUUAGGCACACGAGCAAGUGAUGUAUAUUGGUAAUACAAACACAUCUAUAUUUUCUAUAAAGCAACCACUGGUCUAAAUUUAAUAAAAUAGUUUAAAAUUACAAUUUUAUGAAUCGAGCGGUAAUGGGUGCCGAUUUUAAGGGGUCGUUAUUAGGUGCGUUUACGUUAUAUGUUUUUUUAAAAUUUGAAUUACACUAGUACCAUUCGUUUCCAUAUUCAGUCAGCCAUAUUCUUAUGUAGUCUUUAUACGAGACCAGCCUGGAAGAAUUACCGGAAGUUAAAUUACUUCGUGGUAAGGGGCUAGUUUACAUUUAAACGGAUUCUUUAGUAGUGAUUGGCAAACGAGCGUACGGCCCACCUGAUGAUAAGUAGUUACCGUCGCCCAUGGACCACAGCAAUGCCAGGGGCAGAGCCAAGUCGCUGUCUAUCAUACAUCUGUCUACUUUAAAGCAUCAGUCGAUAACGGUUGUUUUACUUUAUUAUCAUUGAAACUUCCAUCCUUUGUCUCAACGCAAAAGGCAGCAUUCACCUCAUGAUGGAUUCCAGCUUUGUGUUUAUAAAUUGCACUACACAAUCUCUUCGGUGAAUGUUAUAAAAGGCUACUGAGGGAGUCACUGGUUAAUAGGCAGCAGCGUAACUUGAACAUUAUACCACCAUGAUGCGAUGGCGGACAUUUACUUAUUGUAGAACAUAUCGUAAUAUUCGGCUAGUGGACCUUUGUGGGCUGAAAGAGAGAGAGGGGUAGCGAGACACAGGUAAAUACCACCAUCCUAUUGCUUGAAUCCUGCGUUUGCGUUAUUUCCAACCAAUUUUAAGUAGAAAAAGAGAAGGCUCUCAAUUCGUUCGUCAUAUAAGUAGAUUAGUACUAAAUUCGUUUUUUUUUAAAUUUAGCUGACACCACAAUUUUUAUUAUCUCAUCGCCACGUGGGAAUAUAUUUGUAUUACGUACCUAUGUAUUUGUAUAUAUUGUAUUACGUAUGUAUACGCUCUAAAUGUGCUUACGUAUUGUUGCUUCUUGGCUAGUCCCAGUUUAUUGAUGAACACAACGACGUCAUGCUAAAGGAAACUUGAACAAAAUAAUGAACGAUAAAACAUUACAUAUAAAGUCAUAUUCAGUGACUUCCUUCAUUCAGUAACACAAGAGUAAUACUAGCCGAUACAGGUUUAUUUACUAAUUUACGCUCUUCAAACAGUGUAAUACUUUAACAGUACGAAUACAUAAAGCCGUUGAGGUGUUCAAAAUGGCCGCUUGUUUAUAUUGUUUCUUUCUAAUGAUCGUUUUAUACAUUAACGGAGUGACCGGCAGCUGGUUCGCGAACGACGCUGCUGUUAAUAUCGAUGAAGACGUACUAGAUAUUCAAAGUGAAACAAUAGCAAGGAAGAAGUUCGACUUCAUAUUUCCUGGUACAAAAUGGUGCGGUAAAGGGGACAUAGCGAAGAACUACGAGGACCUGGGCUCAGCGCGCGAGACUGACAUGUGCUGUCGGGAGCACGACCACUGCACUGACCUCAUACUCGCCGGGGAGACCAAGCACGGCCUCACCAACGAUGCCUUCUACACCAGGUUGAACUGUAAAUGUGACGAGACAUUCCGGCUGUGUCUGAACAAAGCUAACACGAAGACGUCGCGCAGAAUCGGCAAGAUAUACUUCAACGCGCUCGGCACUAAGUGCUACAGACGAGACUACCCUGUCGUAGGCUGCAACACUUACGGAGGAUUGUUCAGAAAGAAAUGUUUGGAGUACGAUUACGAUACGAGGAGCGAACAGAUCUACCAGUGGUUCGACGUCAGGAACUACGCCAACUGAUGAUCUGGACAUACUGAACACCUUCCCGGAUGCAGCCCAUAGUUAUUAUAAUAUUAAUGUGAUACUAUUGUUCCUAUAGUUUGUAAUUUUAGUUAAGAAUUAGGAAGUAUUUUAAAUUAACCAACUGAUUUGAUAAUAUCAUAUGUAGGUAAUUAAUAAAUAUUGUUUUUUUAAAGGAAGAUAUCAAUCAGCUGUAAACUAUUGUUUAACUUUGAUUUAAAAUAAUUUCCAUACAUUUCUUUAUUGUAGUGUAAUGCAAAAAUGUUGUAACCUCUGAUUAAUGACGUAAUUUAUUAAAAAAAAUAAUAGAAAUAAAUGAAAUUUAUUAAAA